Urocitellus parryii (Arctic ground squirrel) is the source of this 2102-nucleotide messenger RNA. It is a transcript of the gene Unc5cl, whose product is annotated as unc-5 family C-terminal like. Gene Ontology annotation, molecular function: netrin receptor activity; protein binding. NCBI's taxonomy places the organism in Eukaryota, Metazoa, Chordata, Mammalia, Rodentia, Sciuridae. Gene Ontology annotation, cellular component: membrane. Gene Ontology annotation, biological process: positive regulation of canonical NF-kappaB signal transduction; netrin-activated signaling pathway; positive regulation of JNK cascade. The record is from RefSeq and is a predicted model, not a curated record.
CUGCUGCUGUCGCCUCCAGGAUGGUCAAAAGAAUCAAAAUGAAGGACAAGGUUGGGGGGAUGGCAAAGACCACAGAGCACAGGUCACACAGGAUCUCAGUGGUGUGCUGGGGUUUGAACCUAGCCUUUUCCUCCUGCAUCUUAUGCUGCCUGGACCUCAGUAACAAGGAGAGCAGUGAACUGACAUUAACACAGCCCUGGUUGCUGGUCGGACAAUACCCUCAGCACUAGCACAUUAAUUCCUCCACUCUUCACAAGGAUGUUUGGGGCCCUUGGCCUUGACUGGCACUGGGUGCAGGAGAGCCAGCAGCAUCUAGUGACCAGGCGGAUGUGCCCCCAGGAGAGUUCCUUCCAGCCCUCCCAGUUCCUCCUGCUGGUGGGGAUCCCAGUGGCGAGUGCUCUCCUUCUGGUUCAGUGCCUUCGCUGGUAUCGCUCUCGCUGGCUGCUGGGGACCUGUCUGAAGCCAGAUGGGCAAGAAGAGCCAGUGUCCCCGUCCACUCCACUACCAGAAUACGAUGCUCCACGGCAGUGCCCACCAGCCACACUGCCAGAGAUAGCUGCCUUCUACCAGCAAUUGCACACGCCCACGCAGGGCCAGACCAUCAUCCGCCAGCUGAUGAACAAACUGUUGGUGUUUUCGGCUCGAGAGGUGGACCACCGUGGCGGUUGCCUGAUACUCCAGGAUACAGGCAUUUCCCUGCACAUCCCUCCAGGUGCUGUGGCCGUGGGCCGCCAGGAGCGGGUAUCCUUGAUUCUGGUGUGGGACCUGUCAGAUGCCCCGUCACUGUCCAGGUCUCAGGGGCUGGUGAGCCCUGUGGUAGCAUGUGGCCCCCACGGAGCCUCCUUUCUGCAGCCCUGCACCCUCACGUUCAAGCACUGUGCCCAGCAGCCCAGCUACGCCCGCACCUACAGUAGCGACACCUCCCUGCUAGAUGCCAAGGCCUGGAGGCCCCUGGGUCGGCCGGGGGCCCACACGUCCCUGGAUGAGUGCCGSAUCCUCCUCUCCCACUUCAGCCUGUACACCUGUGUGCUAGAGGCGCCUGUGGGGCAGGCUGCCCGUAAAUGGCUGCAGCUGGCCGUCUUCUGCUCGSCGCUGGUGCCUGGGCAGUCCCACCUGCAGCUGCGUGUCUACUUCCUGAACAACACGCCCUGCGCCCUGCAGUGGGCGGUGACCAACGAGCAGCCCCACGGUGGGCGCCUGCGUGGGCCCUGCCAGCUCUUCGACUUCACUGGRGCCAGAGGUGACCAGUGCCUGAAGCUCAAGUACAUUUCUGACGGUUGGGAGAAUGUGGAUGACAGCAGCAGCCAGCUGGUUCCCCAUCUCCACAUCUGGCAUGGAAAGUGCCCCUUCCGCUCCUUCUGCUUCCGGAGAAAAGCAGUCAAUGAGAACGAGGACUGCUCAGCAUCAACCAAUGAGAUCAUUGUCACCAUGCACACCUUCCAGGAUGGCUUGGAAACCAAGUACAUGGAGAUCCUCAGAUUCCAGGCAUCAGAGGAAGAGUCCUGGGCAGCACCACCCCCUGUCUCCCAGCCGCCCCUGUGCAAUAGGCUGCCCCCAGAGCUCUUUGAGCAGCUGCAGAUGUUAUUGGAGCCAAACAGCAUCACAGGCAAUGACUGGAGACGACUGGCCUCUCACCUGGGGCUCUGUGGCAUGAAGAUCCGGUUCCUGUCCUGCCAGCGCAGCCCCGCUGCCGCCAUCCUGGAGCUGUUUGAGGAGCAGAAUGGCAGUCUGCAGGAGCUGUACGACCUCAUGACCGCCAUGGAGCGGCUGGACUGCGCCUCGGUCAUCCAGAACUACCUGAGCCAGACACCCAGAGGCAGCCCAGCCCCCGCCCGUGGGAGCGCCCUGGACAACCAGGGCUUGGAGCUGGACGAGAAGCUCUGAGCGUCURCUCUCGGGGGCGGGGGAAGCCGGGGGUGUGCUCCUCUGCCCAGAAAGAAAAUGGCAGCUCGAUGGACGUGCCCGGAGUCCUCUUCAGAAGCCACAGUCCAUGACCAAGGCCAUCCAAGAUACCAGAGCGCUCUCACCCGCGGGCUACACCCCGACCGCCCCUGCGCCCACGAACUUUGUUCUGCGUGCAGAUCCUCUCUUGGCCAGCAGGG